This is a messenger RNA of Neogale vison (American mink), 1177 nucleotides long. It is a transcript of the gene OVCA2, whose product is annotated as OVCA2 serine hydrolase domain containing. The record is from RefSeq and is a predicted model, not a curated record. Lineage: Eukaryota; Metazoa; Chordata; Mammalia; Carnivora; Mustelidae. The coding region runs from base 152 to 835 and encodes 227 amino acids. The transcript is spliced from 2 exons. Gene Ontology annotation, cellular component: cytoplasm; nucleus. Gene Ontology annotation, biological process: response to retinoic acid.
CUGCUUGGGCCGCGCCUGGUUGUUAUGGGAACACCCGGUUCGCGCAGAGGCCCACCUUCGGGGUGGGGCCGGCAUUUGGUCCCACCCCUCGUGCAUUCGAUUUCCGCUCGGGGAAAGGCUGCUUCCGGUCCCUGGCGCGUUGCUCGGCAAGAUGGCGGCUCGGCCGCCGCUGAGGGUAUUAGCCCUGGCCGGCUUCCGGCAGAGCGAGCGGGGCUUCCGCGAGAAGACGGGAGCGCUGAGGAAGGCGCUGCGGGGCCGCGCCGAACUCGUGUGCCUCAGCGGCCCGCACCUGGUCGCGGAUGCUGCGGGUCGCGAGGGCGCCGGGCCGGACUCCGAGCCCUGCCUUCCGGAGGAGCAGCCUCGAGGCUGGUGGUUUUCAGAACAAGAGGCAGAUGUUUUCAACGCCCUGAGCCAGCCCACAGUAUGCAGAGGCCUGGAGGAAGCCUUGGGAACCGUGGCACAGGCACUGAAGCAACUGGGACCUUUUGAUGGGCUCCUUGGUUUCAGCCAGGGAGCCGCGCUGGCAGCCGUUGUGUGUGCCCUUGGCCAAGCUGGCGAUCCCCGCUUCCCCUUGCCAAGGUUUAUCAUCCUGGUAUCUGGUUUCAGUCCCCGAGGCCUUGGACUCAAGGAACCCAUCCUGCAGUGCCCCUUAUUACUGCCUUCACUACACGUUUUUGGGGAUACUGACUGCGUCAUCCCCUCUCAGGAAAGUAUGCAGCUGGCUAGCCGAUUCACUGGAGCCGUCACCCUCACCCAUUCUGGUGGCCACUUCAUUCCAGCAGCUGCGGCCCAGCGUCAGGCCUACCUCAAGUUCUUGGACCAGUUUGCAGCGUGAAAGAUGAACAAAUGGCUCUGCCCCUACUUUCCCCACCCCCACAUGACCUCGGGGCAGCCUCUGUAAUCCAGUCCUUACAUCCCCCCCCACCCUUGGGAGCUUAGCGGCUGUCGGUGUUCCUCAUCAUCACCAAUUAAGAGACAAGUAUCAAUUCUGAGACUCAGCUUAUUAUAAGCCCAGCUCUACACUCAAGAAAAAAGGGAUCAGAAGGACUUAGCGGAGCUUGGCAUCUGCCACUCAAACAUGAAAAAGGCCAGUGGACCCCUGGAUAAGUGGAGGGUAACAGGGGAACAUGGGGGCUGAUGCUACUGUGACUGCUGCGUAAUAAAGUGCUGGUGGCAA